Pteropus alecto (black flying fox) is the source of this 4421-nucleotide messenger RNA. It is a transcript of the gene CHD1L, whose product is annotated as chromodomain helicase DNA binding protein 1 like. The transcript is spliced from 22 exons. Gene Ontology annotation, cellular component: nucleus. The record is from RefSeq and is a predicted model, not a curated record. The coding region runs from base 90 to 2570 and encodes 826 amino acids. Gene Ontology annotation, biological process: DNA repair; chromatin remodeling. NCBI's taxonomy places the organism in Eukaryota, Metazoa, Chordata, Mammalia, Chiroptera, Pteropodidae. Gene Ontology annotation, molecular function: ATP-dependent chromatin remodeler activity; DNA helicase activity; ATP binding.
GGCUUCGUCUACGCUCCUAUCAGCUGGAGGGAGUCAACUGGCUAGCCCAGUGCUUCCACUGUCAGAAUGGCUGCAUCCUGGGAGACGAGAUGGGCCUGGGUAAGACCUGCCAGACCAUCGCUCUCUUCAUUUACUUGGCAGGAAGAUUAAACGACGAAGGGCCGUUUCUGAUCAUUUGUCCCUUGUCUAUUUUGAGCAACUGGAAAGAGGAGAUGGAGAGAUUUGCUCCAGGUCUUUCCUGCGUGACAUACGCAGGUGACAAGGAGGAGCGAGCCCACCUACAGCAAGACCUAAGGCAGGAGCUACGUUUUCACGUGUUGCUGACUACCUACGAGAUUUGUUUGAAAGAUGCAUCAUUUCUAAAAUCCUUUCCCUGGAGUGUUCUCGUCGUGGAUGAAGCUCACAGGUUGAAAAACCAAAGCUCCUUGUUGCAUAAGACACUUUCAGAGUUCUCAGCGGCCUUCAGCCUCCUGCUGACCGGGACGCCCGUGCAGAACAGCCUCCGAGAGCUCUACGCCCUGCUCGCACUGCUGGAGCCGGGCGUCUUCCCCAGGGAGCAGGCGGAGGAGUUUGUUCAGCGUUACCAGGACAUCGAGAGGGAGCCGGAGGCAGCCAGUGAACUGCACAGACUCCUGCGGCCGUUUCUGCUGAGGCGCGUGAAGGCCGAGGUGGCUUCGGAGCUCCCCAGGAAGACGGAGGUGGUGCUGUACCACGGCCUGUCGGCGCUGCAGAAAAGAUACUACAAGGCCGUUCUGAUGAAAGACCUAGAUGCAUUUGAAAAUGAGGUGGCAAAGAAAGUCAAACUUCAGAACAUCCUGUCGCAGCUGCGAAAGUGUGUGAAUCACCCAUAUUUGUUCGAUGGUGUGGAACCAGAGCCUUUUGAAAUCGGAGACCACCUGAUUGAGGCUAGCGGGAAGCUUCACCUGCUGGAUAAGCUGCUGGCCUUCCUGUAUUCCAGGGGCCAUCGAGUUUUACUUUUCUCCCAGAUGACCCAGAUGUUGGAUAUUCUCCAGGACUACAUGGAUUAUAGAGGCUACAGCUACGAGCGUGUGGAUGGCUCCGUGAGGGGGGAGGAGAGACACCUGGCCAUCAAGAACUUCGGGCAGCAGCCCAUCUUUGUCUUCCUCCUGAGUACCAGGGCAGGUGGAGUCGGCAUGAACCUCACGGCAGCGGACACCGUUAUCUUUGUGGACAGUGACUUCAAUCCGCAGAAUGACUUGCAAGCGGCCGCCAGGGCCCAUCGGAUCGGCCAGAACAAGUCUGUGAAGGUUAUUCGGCUGAUCGGCCGAGACACCGUGGAAGAAAUGGUCUGUGGGAAGGCCACCGCCAAGCUGCAGCUCGCCAGCACGGUCGUCGAGGGGGGCCAUCUCACCCUGGGGACCCAGAAGCCCGCGGCUAGUGCCAGCCUCCAGUUGAGUGAGAUCCUCAAGUUCGGUUUGGAUAAGCUGCUGUCCUCCGAGGGGAGCAGCAUGGAUGAAAUGGACCUGGAGUCCAUCCUGGGAGAAACGGAAGAUGGCCAGUGGGCCUGUGACGUCCCGCCUACCGCCGAGGGAGGAAACGGAGAGCUGGAGGAAGCGAAAAACCACAUGUACUUAUUCGAAGGGAAAGACUAUUCUAAGGAGCCCAGUAAAGAAGACAGAAAAUCAUUUGAGCAACUGGUGAAUCUUCAGAAAACACUUUUGGAGAAAACUAGUCAAGAGGGCCGGUUACUCCGGAACAAAGGCCGUGUUCUCAUCCCAGGCCUCGUGGAGGGCGCCACUAAAAGGAAGCAGAUUCUAAGCCCGGAGGAGCUGGAGGACAGACGGAACAAGAGGCAGGCAGCGGCGGCCAAGAGGAAGAGACUGAUGGAGGAGAAGAGGAGGAGGAAGGAAGAAGCGGAACGUGAGAAAAAGGUGGCCUGGUGGGUGUCCAGCCACUACCGGUCCUUCUGCCUGCCGUCCGAGGACAGCGAAGCAGAGAGUGGAGAAGACGAUGGUGCCCCCCAGCUGGGUGAUGAAGAUUCAGACUCUACCUCCAUCAAGUACGUUAGCGGCGACGUCACCCACCCCCAGGCCGGGGCAGAGGAUGCUGUCAUCGUGCACUGCGUAGAUGACUCUGGCUGCUGGGGCAGAGGUGGCUUAUUCACAGCGCUGGAGAAACGAUCUGCUGAGCCAAGAAAGAUAUACGAGCUGGCUGGGAAAAUGAAAGACCUGAGUCUGGGAGGUGUCCUUUUAUUCCCUAUUGACGAUAAAGAAUCAAGAAACGAAGGGCAAGAUUUGUUGGCCUUGAUCGUGGCUCAGCACCGUGACCGCGCCAACGUCCUGUCUGGCAUUAAGAUGGCAGCCCUUGAAGAGGGCCUGAAGAAGAUAUUUUUAGCAGCAAAGAAAAAGAAAGCGAGUGUCCACCUUCCACGCAUCGGCCACGCCACGAGAGGCUUUAACUGGUACGGAACUGAGCGACUUAUUCGGAAACACUUGGCCGCAAGAGGCAUCCCAACCUACAUAUAUUACUUCCCUAGGAACAAGGCUGCCACCCUUCCGUCCCAGCCCUCACCGGCCCAGCGUCACACCCGGCCCUCAGCAGCCAGCUAAGAAGAUACUUGCUCAGAGCGACUGUACUCGAGUCUUCCAAAAAGGAAUCGGGGUCGGGUGGGCCUCCGAGGCACUCUUUCUCCAGAUUCCGAUUUCGUUCUCCUGGAUGUUGUCGCUCUGGUUUGGUACCUGGAGCACAGGUGCCCAUCUUACUCAGGAAGGCCCGGCGACAGCUUGCCAGGCUGUUUGAGUCGUAAUAAACUUUGUUUCCAAUGUUUUCAUUGCUUGCUUUUCCCCCAGUCGCGUUUUCUUCCCCCCGUCAGAUGGAGUUUGUCACAGAGGGAAAAGCCGUGUUUAUUGAGGAGAAAGGAAACAGGACAGGGGCCCCUGGAGAAGGAGGCUCCUCCAGCCGGUUCAUGCCGUGGGAAGACGCAGCUCGAGGGGCAGAGGCCGAGGCCUGGGCUCCCUGAUCCACCCAAGCGGAGGGCCCCUCCUUCUGUGACCUGGAAGAGUACACGUCGGCCGAGGGGCCUGUCAGAUGUGGCUUCAGAGAAGCCAGGGUCUCCUCUCCCCUUCCCACCAAAUUCACUUCAGCGUCAAGAAAAAGGGAAAUCAUGGAAAUGGCACAUCAGGGACACAGUGUCAGAUGGGGAGGCCAGGGGGCCAAGACCACCAGAGAAGGCGUCCUGGGCGGGGGUGGGGGGACACCAUAGAAGCUGGGGCUUUCCAAACUUUGUACGUGACGUCUCGGUCUCCACGGAGCCCGCUCAGCCUGCCCGACCUCGGCCCUGAGGCCCCGGACGCCCAGCGCACCGCGGGGCCUGGCCAGUGGGACACGCGGGCCGGGACCUAAUGCAGGCAGUGCCUUCGGCCUGGGUCGCACUGCUCCCGGCACUGACUCUCCCUGGCAACUUCUGCGCUUUAGCAUCUGUGUGGAAGACCUGUUAGACCCUAAAUUCGUGAUUCCUGCAUAUUUUCCUCCUAAAACUUGUUUUACUGCCUCCUAUCCACCACCCUUAACACCAGCCCUUCACACGUGUAAGAACUCAAAUCCUCUUGACUGGCAUCUUUGGUCUCUCCUACAGCUAAAAGCAGAAUUGAACUCCAAAGAGGGAGGAUGUAGUGAACCCUGACCUCAGCUAAGAUGCCGCGCCUUCAAGAGCAGACCGAGUCCAAGUAGGUGGGGGACGAGCAGCUGUGAAGACAACGUGAUUGUCCAGAAGCCACACUUGCUCCUGAGGGUGGAGCAUCCAGGCAUCCGAGAGAGAGGGAUCAGAGCAGGAAACACUCCCCAAUGAGCACAGCUCAUUUGGUACCUGGAGAGACCCUCCUUUAUCUCUCUACUCUGUCCCCGUGCUCCGGCCACAUGGACUUUUUCUCUGGACAGAGGCCCUGGGCCAUCAACCUCUGACUCCUGGUAAGCUGGGCAAAGCGCCGCAGAGGAGACCAGAAAACUCAGCACAUUCGCCUGUCAGUGUGGGGUCGCCUGUCACUGGCAACGUCCUGCUUCCCGUGUCUGCCUCUGAGCUCUUCAGUCACAGACACCGCCCUGCUGUAUUUCCCUGAGUCGUUCCUGUCUUGUAUGUCCCGUCACUGUUCCCGCCAACGGGCAUCAUUCUCUAGGAAGGAAGAACCAAAGAAGACACCUACUCCGUUUAUCCCAAGGGUUUUGUUCUGUUUCCUUCACAGCAAGUCUUUGAGGCCAUCUCGCCCUCCCCUCUGAGGGGACCAGGACAGAGUUGACAGUGCAAGAUUUUAUUCAUUAAUGAGCCUUCAUAGAGAAGUUUGUGCCCUAAACACCAAUAUCAAAACCCCGCUUAUUGAGAUCGUGAGGAACUUGAAUCUAUUGAAAUUUUUCUGUAGGUACAAUCUAUAUUUUUCGAUUUUUAAUAAACUUUACCUUGUAACAUG